CUUCCACCUUCACCCUUUCCUUCAACCUUCUCUUUCAAGGCCCGGCGCCACUUUCCCAACCUUCCUUUCUUUCAGAGUCCCGACCUGGUGUCGCUUGCUUCGUUUUUCUUUACGAUUCAAAAACAACUCUCUCUUUUGGAACUUUUCACCACUAUCCUUUUUUAAACAAACACAAACACAUCAAUACAAAACACCGCCAAAAUGGUUCGCUUGUCUGUUGCCGCUCUCUUCACUUGCGCUCUUUCUGUCUACGCCCUCGGCGAUCCUGCUGGUGCCAAGAAUGUCGGAAAUGGCAAGGGUGGUCAAUUUAUUGGCGGAGAGUGCUUGUCCAGUGCUGACUGCGCUUCGACCUGCUGUGCUUUCAUAAGCGGCGGUGGUGUUUGCUCUGGUAUUGGUGCCCAGUUCCAGGCUGGGAAAUCAGGUUGUGGUUUCGGUGACGGUGGUGCUCCUCCUUCUCAGUCCAACGGCGGUGAUUCCAACACGGGUAAUGCCGGUGCCUCUAACGGUGCCGCUGCUGCUCCUGCUGGUUUCGACGCUUCUGUUGGUGAUCCUGCUGGUGCCAAGAACCUCGGCAAUGGCCAGGCCCAGCAGUUUAUUACCGGUGCUUGUCUUAGCAACGCCGACUGUGCUUCCGGAUGCUGCGCUGCUCUUAAGGGUGGUGCCGUCUGCUCUGGUGUCGGUGCUCAGUUCCAGAACGGCAAGCAAGGAUGCGGUUUCUCCAGCAGCGGCGGUUCUUCUUCUGCCGCUCCCCCCGCUAACAACGCCGGCUCUGGCGAUGCCAACAACGCUGCUGCUCCCCCUGCUUCUUCUUCUGCUGCUCCCGCUGGCUUCAACGCUUCUGUUGGAGAUCCCGCCGGUGCCAAGAACCUCGGAAACGGUCAGGGCCAGCAGUUCAUUACCGGAGCCUGCCUCAGCAACGCCGACUGCGCUUCUGGAUGCUGCGCUGCUCUCAACGGUGGCGCCGUCUGCUCUGGUGUUGGUGCUCAGUUCCAGAACGGCAAGCAGGGAUGCGGUUUCUCGGCUGCCAAGCGCAGUGUUGUUGAGCGCUCUCGCAUCGCCCGCCGCUUCCGUGCUUAAGCUAUUGGCAACCCGGUGAUAUCAAACGGUGGCUGGGAUUGAGACAAAUCGAUAGUCAUUAUCUACCUAAUUCUUCCACUGUACAACUAGACCUUAAUAGAUAUUCACUAUCAUUAC
Trichoderma virens Gv29-8 is the source of this 1194-nucleotide messenger RNA. RefSeq lists its product as uncharacterized. Lineage: Eukaryota; Fungi; Ascomycota; Sordariomycetes; Hypocreales; Hypocreaceae. The coding region runs from base 202 to 1077 and encodes 291 amino acids. The transcript has 4 exons. The record is from RefSeq and is a predicted model, not a curated record.